This is a messenger RNA of Moneuplotes crassus, 1947 nucleotides long. NCBI's taxonomy places the organism in Eukaryota, Ciliophora, Spirotrichea, Euplotida, Euplotidae. The record is from the annotation of a GenBank genome assembly.
AUGGAAGAUUUGACCAUGAACAAGCAUAGAACAUUUCAUAGUGAACUCUAUGAUGAAAUGUACAAGGAAGCAAGUGGAGAUGAUACUAGAGAGGACUUCUGGAGGAAGCAAGCUGAAAAGGUGCACUGGGAUAGGUUCCCAGAGACUAUUCUAGAUGAUUCUAAUGCUCCUUUCUUCAAAUGGUACCCUGAUGGAAUGAUAAACAUCUGUUACAACGCUAUUGAUAGACAUGUGGUUGAAGGAAGAGGUGAUCAAGAUGCCCUGAUCUGGGACUCAGCCUAUACAAAGUCUACCAAGAAGUUUACUUUCAGCGAAGUACAGGAUAGAGUCAGUAGACUAGCAAAAAUUUUGGUUAAUACUUUCGAAGUGACCCAAGGAGAUAGAGUUUUGAUCUAUAUGCCUAUGAUCCCUGAAGCAGCCUUUGCAAUGCUAGCAUGUGCUAGAAUUGGAGCAAUUCACUCUGUUGUAUUUGGAGGAUUCGCUGCUCCAGAACUGUCUAACAGGAUUGAUGAUUGCAAGCCAAAAAUGAUCAUCACUGCAUCCUGUGGUCUUGAGCCUAAUAAGAUCAUAAGAUAUACACCAAUAGUAGAUGAAGCUCUUGAGAUUUCAAAAUUGACAGACCUAAGAAGACUGAUAGUGCAGAGGCAUGAUGUAGUAUUUGAGACCAAGCUCAACAAGGAUCUGUACUUGGAUUACUAUGAGCUGAUGGCUGAGACAGAAACUGGAAUAGAUUGUGUUCCAGUCCCCGCUAACCAAGAACUGUACAUCCUUUAUACUUCAGGAACAACAGGACAACCAAAAGGUAUUGUGAGAGAUACUGGAGGAACAACUGUAGCUUUGAACUAUAUCAUGGACAUUGUGUUCAACCUUCAGAUAGGGGAUACCUGGUUCUCAGGAUCUGACGUUGGAUGGGUUGUCGGCCACAGUUUCAUUGUUUAUGGACCAUUAAUUAGAGGAACUACUACCAUUUUCUAUGAAGGGAAACCAGUCAUGACUCCGGAUCCAGGAGCUUUUUGGAGAAUCGUAGAGCAGUAUAAACCUCACUCAAUCUAUUGUGCACCAACAGCAAUCAGGAUUAUCAAGAAAUGUGAUUAUAACGGAGAAUACAUUAAGAAAUAUGAUACUUCAUCACUCAAGAGCAUUUUGCUUGUCGGAGAAAGAUGAGAUCCAGAUACUAUUAAUUGGCUGGAAGAUAAGUUCCCAGAUGUCCUUCUUAAUGACACCUGGUGGCAAACUGAAACUGGUUGGCCCAUUUGCUCCAAUUACGGUAACCUCCAUGCCUUCCCCACCAACCCAGGAAGCUGCACCAAAGUGGUUCCUGGAUAUGUGGUCGAGAUCCUGGACGAUGACAAUGUGCCAGUCGAUCCUCCUCAGUUAGGAAAAGUGUCAAUCAAGUUCCCUCUACCUCCUUCGUUCAUGUUAACGCUCUGGGGUAACGACGAAGCAUUCAAGGAGAAGUACUUCAGCGACUCUCCCGGGUACUACACCACUGGAGAUGCUGGCUACUUCAACGACGCUGGCUACUUGCACAUCAUGACCAGAGUAGACGACGUGAUCAACACUGCCGGUCACAGACUCUCCACUGGAAGGUUCGAAGAGGUUGUGAACGAGCACCCGCACAUUGUGGAGAGCGCAUGCAUUGGAGUCUGGGACACAGUCAGAGGAGAGCAGCCAGUCGCUUUGGUUAUUCCGGCAACUGGAGCUGAAUUUAACCCAGAAGACCUCAAGAAAGAGAUCAUAGCAAAAGUUAGAAAAGAUAUUGGAGCCUUUGCAAGAUUAGGAGGAGUACUUAUUGUAACAAGAUUACCAAAGACCAGGAGUGGAAAGAUCCUAAGAGGUACCAUUAAAUCAAUUGCCAAUAAGAAACACUUCAAGGUCCCAGCGACAAUCGAAGAUGAAACAGUUCUAAAGGAGAUAGAAGAUGCAUUAGCCACACUUGCAGGCUAA